Messenger RNA from Musca vetustissima, 1845 nucleotides. RefSeq names its product glucose dehydrogenase [FAD, quinone]-like. The record is from RefSeq and is a predicted model, not a curated record. NCBI's taxonomy places the organism in Eukaryota, Metazoa, Arthropoda, Insecta, Diptera, Muscidae. The transcript has 2 exons. Gene Ontology annotation, molecular function: flavin adenine dinucleotide binding; oxidoreductase activity, acting on CH-OH group of donors. The coding region runs from base 1 to 1845 and encodes 614 amino acids.
AUGGCCAAGAAUUUACCAGUGUGCAGUGAAUCAUGUGGCGCCCAACGUUUGACCACCAAUGUUUUGAAAUAUUUCAUUGAAGUUCUGCAGCAUGGAGCCGAAGAUGCCACUACCAAUGAGUAUCGUGACAAUGACAUACAGCUAUUGGAUGAAUAUGAUUUUAUUAUUGCUGGGGCGGGUACGGGUGGCUGUACCCUGGCCUCAAGGCUGUCGGAGAUAGGUUCAUGGAAAAUUCUUCUCUUGGAGGCUGGUGGUCCCGAAUAUUUACCCUUGGAUUUACCUAUUGCGGCAAAUAUUCUUCAACUAAGUCCCGAUAUUAACUGGGCCUAUCGUACAGAGCCCUCAAAUGCCUAUUGUCUGGGUUUGAAAGAUAAUCGCUGCAACUUCCCCAGGGGUAAAAUAAUGGGUGGCAGUUCGGUGCUAAAUUACAUGAUGUACACUCGUGGUAAUCGUCGGGAUUAUGAUACCUGGGCGGCAAUGGGUAAUGCAGGCUGGAGCUAUCAGGAUGUCCUGCCAUAUUUUAAAAAAUUGGAAGGCUCCAUUAUACCCGAUGCUGAAGAGGAGUAUGUGGGUCGCAAUGGUCCCGUCAUGGUGUCCUAUGCCAAAUGGCAUACCCAACUGAGUGAGGCGUUUGUGGCAGCGGUGCAGGAGAAUGGUUACGAUUAUUUGGAUUAUAAUGGCCGGCGCCAGGUGGGUGUACAAUAUGCCCAGACCACAACGGAUCAAACACAUCGUUGGAGUGCCAAUCGGGCCUAUCUCUAUCCCAUUAAAGAUAAGCGGCCCAAUUUGCAUAUCAAAAAAUAUGCCCAUGUUCGGAAGUUCCUGAUUGAUCCGGAGACGAAAAGGGCCUAUGGUGUGGAGUUUGAGUCUCGAGGCAAGAUUUACAAAGUGAGGGCCCGCAAAGAGGUCAUAUCCUCCGCUGGAGCAAUAAAUACCCCUCAACUGCUGAUGUUAUCCGGUGUGGGUCCAGCCAAACAUUUACGCCAGGUGGGCAUAAAACCCAUUGUCGAUUUAGCAGUAGGCUAUAAUUUGCAGGACCAUAUUGCCCCACCCGUCAAUGUGGUGGCCAAUGUUAGUAGCAUCAAAUUACCUGACCUAUUUGACUCCGAUAAUUUCCUGGCUCUACAGACCAUGAACAGCUCUUUGUCGGUGGCGGGAGGCCUCGAAGUCAUUGCCUUUUAUGAUCUUGAUCAUCCCAACGAUCCAGAUGGCUGGCCAGACAUAGAAUUUAUUGUGGCCGAUUCUUCAUAUCAUGAAAAUCCCUUUUUGGCCCGGGCAGCUGGUAUCAGACAGGAUAUCUUUGAUGAUCUCUACACCGAAGCCAUUGAACAGGAUCUCAAUGUCUUUGCCAUUGUCUCCAUGCAAAUGCAGCCACGUAGCAAGGGGCGCAUUCUACUGCGCAGCAAGGACCCCAAGGUAUAUCCUCUCAUCUAUGCCAAUUAUCUACACGACCCCUAUGACCUGGAUAUUGUGGUGCGAGGUAUUGAAAAAAUCAUUGAACUUCUCGAUGAACCCUCAAUGCGUAAGGUGAAUGCUACGCUACUGAAUAGUAGCAUAAAACCAUGUCGGAAAUAUGGUCACAUACGCUCCAGGCCCUAUUUGGAAUGUUAUGUCAGAUAUUUGACCACCACCAUUUAUCAUCAAUCGGGUACGGCGAAAAUGGGACCAAGUUCCGAUAGAGAAGCGGUGGUGGAUAAUCGCUUGCGGGUCCAUGGUAUACCAAAUUUACGAGUGGUAGAUGCCAGUAUUAUGCCGAAGCUGAUUGCGGGACAUCCAAAUGGACCGGUUUAUAUGAUUGCCGAAAAGGCAGCUGAUAUGAUCAAGCAGGAUUAUGGUGUGCUGUGA